AACCAAAAUGUCUACUAGUUUCACGACGGCUUUUCAAGGCCAUUUGGGUCAUUCUCAUUCAAGAAAGCUUCUACUUCAUGCUCCUAUCGCAACGACGAUGCACAUACGAGUCGAAGAGACAGCAACUUCACCAACGCCGAGUCAGUAUACCAAAAACAAAAGCUUCGAUGCGAAUGUGGUGAUGGUCCUAUCGGUGCUUCUAUGUUCUAUUAUUUGCAUGUUGGUAUUGAACUCUAUCAUUAGGUGUGUGUUAAGGUGUUCAAGUAUGGUUAACUCUGGAUCCGAUACUGGUUCAGACAGCACACCAGCCAGGUUAGCCAGUUCCGGAAUUAAGAAAAAGGCGUUAAAGGCUCUCCCGACUGUUCGUUACUGGGAAGGACUUAAAUUACCUGGAUUGGACAAAGAAUGUGCGAUAUGCUUAAGUGAGUUUGUCCCUGAAGAACUGAUCAAAAUACUACCGAAAUGCAACCACGGGUUCCAUGUUCGAUGCAUAGACAAGUGGUUGAGUUCGCACACGUCCUGCCCGACUUGUCGCCACUGCCUCAAAGAAGCAUAUCAAACGAUUCUUUCAGAUGGGGCGUGUAGCAAAACAACGUCAACAACACAGGUUCAAAGACAAGAGCCAGAAGGGAUCAGUACCAUAAUCGUUAUGCCAUUAUGACCAGAUGUGUAAGGGGCCGUUUACCAAACAUUUACCAAGAUAAGUGCUUACCGGUAAAAUUUAACGCCACCACUUACUUACCGGGUAAGAGUCGUCGCCCUCACUUACCAGGUAAGACUCAUGGUCCUUGUCUCGCUCUUACCGGGUAAGAAUCUGGUCAUUCUCGUAUUCAUCCGAUAAAGAAAUGUGACUUGGUAGGCGCUUAUCCGACUAAGUGUUUGGUGAACGGGCCCUAAAUGUUUACAUUGUAAAUAAGUUACCAUUUGUUAAUUAAUAUUGAAACCAAUUUUCCAUCU
Cynara cardunculus var. scolymus (artichoke) is the source of this 957-nucleotide messenger RNA. RefSeq names its product RING-H2 finger protein ATL78-like. Gene Ontology annotation, molecular function: transferase activity. The coding region runs from base 8 to 661 and encodes 217 amino acids. The transcript has a single exon. Gene Ontology annotation, biological process: protein ubiquitination. NCBI's taxonomy places the organism in Eukaryota, Viridiplantae, Streptophyta, Magnoliopsida, Asterales, Asteraceae. The record is from RefSeq and is a predicted model, not a curated record.